GCUUAUUUUCCAGCUUUCAGACAUUUUUCGGGUAAUAAUUAUCACGAUAUAUUAUUAUUAACAGAAUGGUAUCCUUAUCAUUGAUAUGAUAAGAUGAUGAGCAUAGAAAAUCAUGAUAACCAUUAACCCUACAUGGUGAUAAAUGGUGAUAGUAACUUGAAUAUGGGAGAAAAAGAAUUGAAGGUGAAAAAUACCAAAGUUUUGGAUUUUUUUAAUGCUAUGAAAUAUGGAGAGAAUAUUGAGAACUUGAACAAAGCAAAUGAUUGGUUGAAAUCAAAAAAUAAUACAUUUUUCACAUAUGUGGAGAAAAGUGGUGAACCUCCCAAUGGAUCACCUACAAUACUUCACAACCAUAUCAACCAUGAAGAACUCUGCAAAAUAUAUGUUCCAGAAAUUGAUACAAUUAAGAAGAUUUUGAUGAGAAGCAAUGAAAAAUCUCAAUGGCUUGAUGUAACACCCACAGAAAGAAGGAACAUAUUGAUAAAGUUGAGCUCUGAAAUUGAGAAAAAUGUAGACCUCUUCACCCAAAUUGAAAUUAUGUCUAGGGGCAUCUUGGGUAGUGAUACAAAAAAAUGGGUGAUGACACUAUUUGCAGAAUAUUUCCUUUAUUAUGCUUACUGCAUAUCUUCCACUCAAAAAAAUCCAAGAAGGAAACCAGAGGGAAUAGCAGUGGGUGUGUUUUCAAAUAAAAACUCUUUAUCAAAUUUGAGUCUUUUCCUGGCACCUGCUCUAUCAGCAGGAUACAAUGUUUUAUUGCAAGUAGGGACAGAACUAGCACCAGCUGCAUUCCUGCUUCAAGAUAUUGCCAGAUCAGUUGGAAUCCAUGAAGAUGCUUUUAGGUUGAUUCCAUCAGAUGAUUAUGAAUUAUUACCAUAUCUGAGUAGUGAGAAGGUUGCUAUUCUUGCUCUCUUCAUAGAUUUACAAAACGAAAAAUGUCGUGGUUUUAAUAGUUACCACAAAAAAAUCGUAAACUUUACUACUUUGAAAACACCAACAAUUAUUUUUGAUGAUGCAGAUUUAGAUUCAGCUUGUGAGAGUCUAAUAGAAGCUUCUUGGAGCUAUCAGAGUUUGUUGCCAUGGUCUACAAAUACCGUACUAGUACAAGAAAAUGUCCUAUCAACAUUCCUAAACAAAUUCAAACCGAAAUUGAGGUCUUUGAAAGUGGGUCCUGCAAAUGAUAAAUUCACCGACAUUGCGCACAGAGACGAAACCACCACCAACACGUUAUCUUCUCUGAUAGACCUAGCCAAAGCACAAGGAAUCGAGACAUUCAAAGCCGAUGAAAAUUGUGAUACUUGGAGCCCGACUUUGUUCAUCGGAGGCAAAGUACAAGCUAAUAAUGUUUUGAGUUCGACCUGCGAGGAAGGCAACGAACUGACAGUUUUGGCCUUCAGAUCGAUCGAAGAAGCCGUUAACUUAGCCAACAAUACCAGGCAAGGUAUGGCAGCUUGUGUGUGGUCAGAAAACAUCGGUGUUGUCAAUGAAGUAGCAAGAAAACUGAACGUUGGCAAUGUGUGGGUGAAUAGUUUUGGAACAUUUUCCCCAGAAGUUGCUAUAUGUCCACAGAAAGAUAGUGGUAUUGGUUAUUUUGGUGGAAUUGAAGGACUUCUCGAAUAUAUUAGCUAUUCGAGAUAUUCACCAGCUAUCACAAAAGUCGAGCCCGAACAAAAAUCUGAUGUCGCUAUAAACUCUAUCAUAGUGUCUGCAAAAAAGUCUCAAGCUAUUUGGAGCCGACAAUCAAAUUUCGAAAAACGCAAGAUAUUUCAACAAUUUGCCGAUUAUUUGGAUGCCCAGCAACAGUCAUUAAAUGGUAUUUCCUCAGACUGGAUACUUUCUGCUAUCGCAACCAUCCAGGAUUCUUCCACUGGCACUUACAAAGACAGGGUCAGUUUAGCGCAAACUUAUAACUUGACAUCUGUUCGGCUACCAAGAGGUGUUAUUUCGGUCGACGUUUCGGAAUCCAACAAUAUCGCCUUGAUUUUGACUUGUUUGAAUUCGGGCAACGCUGUGAUACUUUCUUGUCAACAAGGCGUUCAUUUCAAUGUUUUGAAAAAAUUGAGUUCGCUGCUGCCUACGGGUGUUUUGAACGUUUUGCCUUAUAAUGUGGAUAAUGCGAAAGCAAUUGCUAGGAAUAAGCUGGUUGCUGUUCAUUUUGGGAAUGAUCAAGACUCUGUUUUCGAAUUCAUGUCGGUCUACGAUUCCAAGGUUUUUAUGGAAGUUACUGACGAUAUGGAGGAUAUUUACAAUAAAGUUACCGUUUUGAAAAAUGUUUGGUAUGACAGUGGUAAAUCUAGUAAUUGUAAUUGAAUACCAACUUUUCAUCAAAAUAUGAAAAUAUAUAUUUAUUGUAAAUACAUUAUACAUAAAUAUAAUUAAAAUUUGUAUUUACA
Molecule: messenger RNA, 2390 nt
Organism: Phaedon cochleariae (mustard beetle)
Lineage: Eukaryota; Metazoa; Arthropoda; Insecta; Coleoptera; Chrysomelidae
Source: the annotation of a GenBank genome assembly